Molecule: messenger RNA, 576 nt
Organism: Plenodomus lingam JN3
Lineage: Eukaryota; Fungi; Ascomycota; Dothideomycetes; Pleosporales; Leptosphaeriaceae
Source: RefSeq, a predicted model, not a curated record
AUGAAGUACAUCCACUCCGAGGAAUUGCUCGAGAUCCCCGAGGGGGUCAAGGUCUCUAUCAAGACCAGGAACGUUGUCGUUGAGGGUCCCCGAGGCAAGCUCUCAAAGUCUUUGGGUCACUUGGCGGUCUCCUUUUCCCACCCCAAGAACAACCUGAUCAAGAUCGAGCUCCACCACGGAUCGCGCAAGAGCGUUGCCACUCUUCGCACUGUCCGGACUCUGAUUAACAACUUGAUCAUCGGUGUCACCAAGGGUUUCAAGUACAAGAUGCGUUACGUCUAUGCCCAUUUCCCCAUCAACGUCAACAUCGAGAAGAACAAGGACGACGUAUUCGAGGUUGAGAUCAGGAACUUCGUCGGUGAGAAGCUUGUACGAAGGGUCACCAUGAGGCCCGGUGUCAACGUCGAGGCAUCGAAGAACCAGAAGGAUGAGCUGCAACUCACUGGAAACAGUCUCGAGGAUGUUUCCCAGAGCGCCGCCGACAUCCAGCAAAUCUGCAAGGUCCGCAACAAGGAUAUCCGAAAGUUCUUGGACGGUCUCUACGUUUCAGAGCGGGGCAACAUCGAGGAUGCAUAG